Colletotrichum acutatum is the source of this 897-nucleotide messenger RNA. RefSeq lists its product as uncharacterized. NCBI's taxonomy places the organism in Eukaryota, Fungi, Ascomycota, Sordariomycetes, Glomerellales, Glomerellaceae. Bases 1 to 897 code for a protein of 298 amino acids. The record is from RefSeq and is a predicted model, not a curated record. The transcript has 2 exons.
AUGGCCCCGAAUUCACCGCCUCCGUCCAUUUCACAUCUCAUCUCGUCUUAUCCGAUCUUGUCCAUCCUCGCGGAAUAUGUUUCAGCCCUGGACCUUUUUCACCUAGCUCAGACGAACCGUAACCACCAUGCCCACAUUCUCGGCUCCCGUACCAUAUUCGAAAAGCUGAGAAGUCUCUGUCUAUGUGAUGGCCGCGGCUUAGUGCAACGCCAAAACUUUAGCGGACGGUACUGUCCAAACUACUGGACCCUUCUCUGCGGCCUCCCUCCCAUGGUCGUCGGGGAUGAGGAAAUUGAAGUCAAAUUGUAUAACGUCAAAUGCGACGAGGCUGGAGCUCUACCCUGCCGGAGAUGUGGGAUCAACGUAUGUGAGGAGUGCAGGUACUACGACAGGCUUCUAUCCGUGGAGGAAAGCUAUGUCGAGCCGCGCUACAACUGGCGCCCUCUCAACAUCAUGUGUCUCUGCCGCGAUUGUGACUUCCAGCUCGAGAGUGAUAAUCGGAAGCUACAACUCAGCGACACAUGCGAUUGCAACCUAUGCCUAAGGUGGCUUUGUAUCAAAUGUGAAGACGCGCAGAGAAAAGAGACCACGGCGUAUUAUGACACGCGAACCAAAGAAGCGUCGGGCCAGAACAAUGUGCUCAACCAACCCGAGGAAUGGGGUCCUGACGAGGCCGCGGAGACCAAGCAACUUGAGAUAUAUGGCAAGUGGCGCAAUUUUUAUUGCCCUUGCGGUGCCGCCGUUGCGCAGGAAACCGUCCCAAGAUGCACUUGGUGCAGGCGCCGUGUCAAGAGCCAGGACGAAUGGUUAGAUGAAAGGAAUCAGCUUGCCCGACUUGACAAGCCGGGAGGUUCGUUCUAUGUAUGUUCAAGUCCACGAUGGAGAGGAUGGAAGUAA